GACUCCUCAUUUUGAGUAGAAGUCUCGCGUACUAAACGCGAACACUGUAAACUGUAAACUGUAAUAGCUACUUUUAUUGGCAAGGCGCCGCUCGAUCUCAUUAUCCAAAAAGCGGCUCCAAUUGGUGGUGCGCAAUACAGCGUAAGUAAGUAUCUAGAAAGAAGAUGAACCGGUGCACAAGUAGUAGGAUGAAACAAGUACAACAAGUGCUGGCUCUCACAUAAGUAAGUAAUCGAUAGAGGAUUCCACAGAAACAUACUUCUAGUUCAUCUAGCAUGACACGUAGCACCACGCCUGGUACGUAAAUGCAAGUAUGCAUCACACUAAAGUAGAGGCGUUUAUUGUUAUGGCGCCGAUUCAUAUGUUGUACGACGUAGGGACAUGCUUGUGCUUUUCGAAGAUUGUUUUAUGCGGAACAUCAUCAACACCAACUAACACGACAAACAUUCAGGAACGAACAAGCACCGUGCAGCUGUUGUACUUCGAAAUAAUCUGUAGUUGUUGGGCGCAGAAGUAGUGCUUUUUCUAGAACAAAACGUAUACUUUAGACAAUAGCCAAAGCCAUCACAAGAACUACUGGUCCAAGGCGGGACACCAGAAAGAUAGAAAGCAUUUACUAGCCACGAGAAGAUCCUGCGUUUUUGGAACACUUUUGUGCCGUUCGUUUCCACCGCUCCGGAUUGGAGUAAAUUCCUCCUUCUAUCUUGUAUCUUCGGAAGUGUUGUUCAUCUCAUUUCCGAGAGGACACAAUAUUAUGAAUUGAAAAGCCAGUCGAGUUCUUUAGGGUGGUGGACAAGGUUCUUCUGUUGUAGUACUAGUAGUUCUGCGAAAAGCACACCAAGUUCAGGCUGACCAUACGGAAGAUUAAAGUUUGUUCAGCAACAGACAUCAACUCUUCAGACUGCGUAUAAUUCUUGCAGCUGCUGCUUUUGUAAUUUCGGCAUCCGCAAGAAUCAGAAUCACGGAGACGAGACGUCGCACGGCGCAACUGACCACCCCUCCAUCUCGCCAAUCAUUUGGGCGGUUUUUCUUGAAGCAGAGUUAAGAAGUCGCUCCGCCAAGCAGUCAGCAAAGCACAACAUCACGACCACACCGGUCCAUCAGCGAGCAAGACCGAGACGAGGACCAAACUUCGCAACGUGCGCGGGAACAAUCAAGAACUCCUGAUCUUCAGGCGGGUCGACUUAUUUGUCGUGGAGAGGACGAUUUGCACUCCCGACCUUCCCUUCCUAGUUGCAGCGCUCGGACGCCGCAGCUGUUCGUGGUCGAGAGGAUCAAUCUUCUGACUGUCUUGGUGGAUUGUUUUCAACUUUAACACUCAAGAGCGCCAGGGCCGAGCGUGUUACUGAUUCAACCCAGGAAUCAUAGGACCAGGUACUUCUAGGGGCGUACUCUAUUUUUUGUUGUUUUUAACGGGAAGAACUUAAGACACUGAGAAAAUGUGUUCUCCGAAAAUCGAAAUCGAGUACUGGCACGUCGUUCAGAUUGCGAGGAUGUGAGAUGCUCGAUAUAAGUCAAGUUAGGAGCAGCACAUCCAAACCGCUUUUAGACGGAAUCAUACUUCUCUUAUACAUAAGCAUUUUUUGUUGGACAAACAAGCUUUUUCACGAAUUUUCAGGUGGUACCACACGGAAACAAGCAGUCUCCCUUCGGAAGACAGUUCUGGGCACGAGGACCAAGGCAAAAAUAGAGAGCGGACCUGUUGCGCCAUAUCCUACGUGUAGUUGUCCUGGGUCGUCGAUAGGAGCUCUGCGCUGCGGCCUUUGGCUUUCGAGCAAAAGCCGUCAUAGAAGGCGUACUGUUAAUACACACCCGUGAGCAGGAGCUGCUAAAAACCUAGCAUAUCCAGUGCUGGAAUCCUCGUCGAAACAGCAAGUAGCGACAAGAUGGUGUACCAGGACUAUGGCGGCGGUUACCACGACCAGGGAAAGAUGAAGAUGAACAUGGGUGGCGGCGGCAAGGGCAACAGCGGCAAGUAUGGCAACAGUCAAGGCGGCAAGUCACAGUCGAUGGGAAAGCAAAAUAACAAGGGCGGCGGCGGUGGCGGAAAAGGAGGCAAAAAUGAUUUCGGUAUGGAAUGUUUUUUCAGUUGUAAGCGAUUUUUCAUCCACAGUUAGCACUAAAACUUUUUGACGUCGUGGAGGCAGGAGAGCAAGGUUAGAGCUUACUAAGAUUUUCCUUUUGCUGGCAAUAGUUGUGACCAACUAGUACAAGGAUUUCUUUGCCUUUGCAAAGAACAAGACUUCCGCCGGGAAGUCAUGCCGGUUUUGGCGACAUUUAGUUUUACUUUUAGUUUGUUUCAAAAUGUAAAGCUGAUGUAUCUCUACCAAUAUAAUCAGGCGGGAAAUCAGGAGGUGGCAAGGGCGGGGGCGGCAAGGGCGGGAAGCAGUCAAAAGGCAACAACAAAGGCGGCGGCAAAGGAGGGAAGGGGAAAGGAAGUAUUGCUUGCGUUUUAGAUUGAAGGUUCAGAAUGAAAAAAGUCGGGUAUAAUAUUUCGGGAUCAAAAACAAAAUCACCGUGCAUUUGUAAUUGUAUCACAAACUACUUUGAGCAAAAAUCUGUUCCAUUUCUCGUCUUAAAUCAGAAAGCGGUGGCGGCAAGGGCGGGAAGCAGCAGAUAUGGAUUGCAAAAAUGUCUGGGUCUGGAAGAUUGCAACUUGUAAUGCUGUCUUUGGAUUCCAAAAAAAUGAAAAUCUGUAUUGCAUGACCAGCAACAGGACUCCAGUUUGUGUUACGCGGAGAGGGCAUUUCUCAUGCGGAACAGGCAUUAGGAAGCCCUCUAAAAAUCUGUGUUGCUAGAACAUGCAUUACAGGCAUCAGGCCUCAUGCGAAAAAUGCAUGACAAAUCGGGCAUUCUUCCAGACCCAGACACUUUUGCAUUUGAUAGCAGAGAAGUUAUUACAAUAACGACUACGAAGAGCAAUACACCGAGGAAGAGGAGAUGGGAGUAGACCCGAUGGCCGAGCCGGACGGUAGAUUUUGUACAAAGUUGUGAAAAACAAGAUGAGCCAUUGCUUUAGCACUAUUCAAACUUAAUCGACGAGGAGAAAGUGAGCAUAAAAUGAACUACUCUGGGUCCUCUGGUGGUAUGCUAUGGUCCAAUCCGAUCCCUGUUGUAACUGCAAGAAGAAGAAUCCGCCGUUAUGUUGGUCACAAACUAAAAUUGAAAUUGAUCUACAGAAGCGGAGAUAAUCGACAUGGCAAACGUGGACAUAGCGGCGCUCUCCCAGGAAUACGAAGCACAGGCUAUCAGACGGAAAUAAGCGUCGCUUCAGAAAUUCGAGCUGCGCCCUUGUCAUCAUGAAAUCUCUGCAGAAGCAGCUUUCGUACGCAGUCAGUACGCAUUUUUAAGAUUUUUUGCAUGUGAGUGCGUCCUUCUUGCAGCUUUUUUUGCAUUUUCCUGUCGUGAAGAAGAACUGGGAAUGGAGAGGUUUUUCUAUAAACAAGUCUCGGCCGGUCCCGGUGCUGCUGAAACGGCAAAGGACAUUGUAAAGACAAGGUACGGAGCCGGAGCAGAAUGCUUGUAAUAAAAAGCAAGUGUGCACAGCUAGAUUUUUCUUUCCUUGGCGAUACAGGAGAUACGAAGCAAGGAACGGGACAACGCCCUCACAACGUCCACGCUGGACUUCUGGAACUCAGUGGAGUAA
Molecule: messenger RNA, 3646 nt
Organism: Amoebophrya sp. A120
Lineage: Eukaryota; Dinophyceae; Syndiniales; Amoebophryaceae
Source: the annotation of a GenBank genome assembly